Messenger RNA from Corylus avellana, 2590 nucleotides. RefSeq names its product beta-amyrin synthase. NCBI's taxonomy places the organism in Eukaryota, Viridiplantae, Streptophyta, Magnoliopsida, Fagales, Betulaceae. Gene Ontology annotation, molecular function: beta-amyrin synthase activity. Gene Ontology annotation, biological process: triterpenoid biosynthetic process. The record is from RefSeq and is a predicted model, not a curated record. Gene Ontology annotation, cellular component: lipid droplet.
AUAAAAAAAUAGCACAGUCAACAUUAAGAUUGGCGGCUCUCGAUUAUAGUGCUCGGCGGCCGGCUCUCAUGAAGAAGAAUGUGGAGGCUGAAGAUUGCGGAGGGUGGCAACAACCCUUUCCUGUUUAGCACGAACAACUUCGUGGGAAGGCAAGUAUGGGAGUUUGACUCUAAUGCCGGUACACCUGAAGAGCGAGCCGAGGUUGAAGAGGCUCGUCAAAUAUUUUACGAGAACCGCCAUAACAACAGGAACUGCAGCGAUCUUCUAUGGCGAUUGCAGUUUUUAAGAGAGAAAAAUUUCAAACAAACGAUUCCCCAAGUGAAGGUGAAGGACGGUGAGGAAAUGUCGUAUGAGACGGCCACAAUCGCGAUGAGGAGGGCCGUCAACAUCUUUACAGCCUUGCAGGCCAGCGACGGCCAUUGGCCUGCUGAAAAUACUUGUGGAAUAUAUGCCCUUCCUCCCAUGGUCAUCUGUCUAUUCAUUACAGGGCAUCUUGAUAUUGUGUUCUCUGUAGAACAUCGCAAAGAAAUCCUUCGAUAUAUAUACAAUCAACAGCACGAAGAUGGUGGGUGGGGACUGCAUUUAGAAGGUAAUAGUAGCAUGUUUAGCACAACUUUGUGCUACGUUACCAUGCGUAUACUUGGAGAAGGAGUAGAAGGUGGUCAAGAAAAUGCUUGUGCGAGGGCUCGGAAGUGGAUUCUGGAUCAUGGUGGUGCAACACAUAUACUAUCUUGGGGAAAGAUUUGGCUUUCGUUGCUUGGUGUGUAUGAAUGGUCUGGGUGCAAGCCGAUGCCCCCAGAGUUUUGGCUAUUUCCUCCGAUUGAUCCUGCAAAACUUUGGUGCUAUCUUCGGGUAACUUAUUUUCCCAUUUCGUAUUUGUAUGGGAAGAGGUUUGUUGGCCGGAUAACACCUCUCAUUUUAGAAUUGAGAAAAGAGCUCUAUGUUGAACCUUACCAUAGUAUUAACUGGAGGAGAGCACGCCACUUAUGUUCGAAGGAGGAUCUCUAUCAUCCUCAUCAUUGGAUACAAGAUUUUCUUUGGGAUGGUGUUUACAUGCUAACGGAGCCUGUUCUAACUCGUUGGCCUUUUAACAAGUUGAGAAAUAAGGCUCUUCAACUAGUGAUGAAACACAUUCAUUAUGAAGAUGAGAGUAGUCGGUACAUUGUCAUUGGAGGGGUGGACAAGCCAUUCUUUAUGCUAUCUACUUGGAUUGAAGAUCCAAAUGGGGAUUACUUUAAGAAGCAUCUUGCUAGGAUACAUGAUAUCUUAUGGGUUGGAGAAGAUGGAUUGAAGUUGCAGACUUACGGUAGCCAGGUUUGGGAUGCUAGCUUUGCCAUCCAAGCUUUGCUCGCUACUAAUCUCAGCGAUGAAAUUGGACCUACCCUUAUGAAAGCGCACAACUUUCUAAAGAAAUCCCAGGUCAAGGAUAAUCCUCCUGGAGACUUUAGAAGGAUGUUUCGUCACAUUACUAAAGGGGGAUGGACGUUCUCUGAUGAAGAUCAUGGAUGGACUGUUUCUGAUUGCACUGCAGAAGCUUUAAAGUGUUGCUUGUUGCUAUCUAUGCUGCCACCCGAAAUUGUUGGUGAGAAAAUGGAGCCUGAAGAGUUAUAUGACUCAGUCAAUUUCAUACUCUCUCUACAGAGUGAAAAUGGUGGUGUACCAGGCUGGGAGCCAGCAACUGGUGCGUCGUGGUUGGAGCUUAUUAAUCCUGUAGAAUUUCUUGAGGACAAUGUCGUUGAGCAUGAGUAUGUUGAGUGCACUUCAUCAGCAAUACAAGCAUUGGUUUUGUUCAAGAAAUUAUAUCCAGGGCAUUGGAAGAAAGAGAUCGAAAUUUUCAUCAGAAAAGCUGUACAGUACCUAGAAGACGAACAAAAGCCUAAUGGCUCAUGGUAUGGGAUUUGGGGAAUUUGCUUCAUAUAUGCAACCUGGUUUGCACUUGUAGGGCUAGAAGCUGCUGGUAAGACUUAUAACAAUUGUCUGGCAACGCGAAAAGGUGUAGAAUUUCUACUCAAAACACAAAAUGAUGAUGGCGGUUGGGGAGAGAGCUAUCUUUCAUGCCCAAACAAGGAAUAUACGCCUCUUAAGGGAAAUAAAUCAAAUUUGGUGCAGACUGCAGUGGCUUUGAUGGGCCUAAUUCAUGCUCAGCAGGCACAAAGAGACCCUACUCCUCUUCAUCGUGCAGCAAAACUAUUGAUCAAUUCUCAAAUGGAGAGUGGUGAUUUCCCCCAACAGGAGGUUAUCGGAGCAUUUAUGAAGAAUAACAUGCUGCACUACGCACUUUUCAGGAGUACCUUCCCAUUGUGGGCACUUGCAGAAUAUCGCAAUCAUCUUUCAUUUUCUAGCAAACCUAUUUAAACUAUACAUCAUAGAUUAUAAGGUGUAUGGAAUUAACAAAGCAACUUAUGAAGCAAGUUGAUGAACUAUGUUGUAUCAAAGUCUAUAUACAUAGUCCAAGGUACAAGGACAUGCAACGAAUUAUUCAAAGUCCAUGCAUAUAGUCCUAAGUGAUUGAGACAUAGCAUGAAAAAGAAUAAACAAGUAAAUGAUAAAGGUCUAUGAAAAUACAUUUUCUAGUCCAAUAUUUUCUUAA